Penicillium angulare is the source of this 1608-nucleotide messenger RNA. RefSeq lists its product as uncharacterized. Bases 1 to 1608 code for a protein of 535 amino acids. The record is from RefSeq and is a predicted model, not a curated record. The transcript has 2 exons. NCBI's taxonomy places the organism in Eukaryota, Fungi, Ascomycota, Eurotiomycetes, Eurotiales, Aspergillaceae.
AUGACCCUACUCCCAUUGCAAGAAGCCAAAGGUGGGCUUUGUUGGAAUGGGAUGUUCAAGUCUAUGGUGGUUGUAUAUGACUGUUCAUAUGAGGAUUCCUUCGAAAAGAAGCACAGGCUAGGACACGCAAUGAAUAUGUACAAAACUACUAGAGAUCCGCCGACGCCCAGAGGGCUCGAGAUCAGGCUUCCACUCUUGCAACAUCUAGCUGCUGUCGAAUACCAGUUUGAGCACGAGGAUGGCCUUGCAUUGCCAGGGAUCUCCACACUUCUGGUGGCCACCAAUAGAUUUUGCAGCAGAGAUUCUUUAGUCACCCUAGGCAUACAAUGGCAUUUCAUCGAAACCGAUGAUGAAGAUCCUCUUGCAUAUUACAUAUCAGAGCCGCCUAUCUCAUGGGAACAGGACCCACCAACAUUUGAAGAAGCAGCCGAUGAGAAAGUUCGACAUUUCGUGGGCUGGUACGAGAGAGCAGACAUUAGGCUGGGCAAAGAGGCGCCUCCGCUCAAUAUCUGUCAUUCAAGAUUGGAAAGAGCGGGUCCAAGACCAAAGUUGAAAGGCUUCAAUCUUGGAGGCAGUGGAGGCCAGUAUUUCACAGUGAGCGGCGGCAUGACGUAUGAGUUCCAGGAAGAUACUGUGAAGUGUGGCACAAGAGCAAGUGCAUUGCCGGAGGUGAUUGAAAAGGCGAACAAGGCACCAGUGAUUCUGUAUGAUGCCACAGAAAAGCGAGGUUGGCUUGUUCCAAAGUUACUUGUUCUCCUAGCGAUGAUAACUGUCUAUUUGAGGGAGUUCGGGUAUGAAGGACUACCACCUCUUGCUGGCAAGAGGUUUUCCGAAACCAGAAAUAACAUUCUUCAGCAUACCAUGCAGGGUUUCUCACCAGUGGGCCCACUUGACAAGGAGACAUCCGAGAAAAAUAGCAUCUUCUUUCUCGACCUCUUUUUGGAGUUGUAUCAUGAAAUAACAACAGCCCAAGCACAUUCCUUCCUAACGCGUUCAAAACUCCAAAAACUUUGCGGAAGAAACUCAGUUUUUGGAUUUGACUUUUUGGAGAUGGCUAGAAAGGGCAACGAGUCUGACCAGUACGGUAUUUAUAAGACAGCCCUCGAUGAGCAUCACGGUGGCUGGAUAAAGCUCAUAGAUGAUCGAAUAAUUCCGGGCGUCAUAUUUUGCAGUGGUUUGGGAGAUAUUAUCCAAUGUGAUUCGAAUCAACUGCGGAAUUGCAACCAUUGUUCAACAAUUCCUCCAGGUCUGUCGUAUCUGGCUGCGGAUGCCUCGUGCCUGGCGAUAAUUUAUGAUAAGGGAGAUAAGCCUGGAUGGGAGUAUAUUGGAAAGAAUUCCGCGGCAGCUUUUCGAAAUUGUGACAGAUGCGACUCUUUCAAUCACCGUCUCCACGCAAUCAGGCCCUCGAAGAUAUCUGAUCAAGUCAUUGCUAAUAUAAGGAAAUUUCCAAAGGGUGCGAUAGUCAUCGGAGAUGCCAUGAAGUCUAAUCUUCCCCAAAGACAUCCACGCUCUUCUAUAAGCUAUCUGUCAGCUAUUCAGGUGCCGAAUGUUUCAUCUCGGAAUGGAGCCAAAAAUGAGACCGAUGUCCCAUCGUCGGUCGCAGGGUAA